ACCAAGACUUCCAGUUUCAUUUCUGCUUUCCACAAAGAGCGUCUCACAUCUGUACUGUGCAUCUGCAGUGAACGGGAUCUCCGCUCAUUUUUUCUCAUCUGUCUACAACAGGAGAUCAGAAGACCAAGUGUCCACCAUGAACCCCAGGCUCACCAAAAACCAGCAGAGAACAAUCUGCUCUCAGCUGGGAAGAUUCAGACUGCAGCUGCUGUACAAGGCCAGCAUCCACGGCUUCACCGGUGCAGCAUUUCACCAACGUUGUGACAACCGCUCUCCCACUGUGUCUGUGGGCUACAACAACUCUGGUUAUGUGUUUGGAGGCUACACCAAACAACCUUUUAGUCAGUCUGGACAGUACGUGAAUGAUGAUCAGGCUUUUCUUUUCACAUUCAGUGGAGAAAAACUCCUCAAAUAUCCAGUUACUGGUCCUGGAUAUGCAGUAAAAAUGGUAGCUAACUCUGGUCCUUAUUUUGGAGAAGCACUGGCUCUUGUCAGUGGAAGCAAACCCGUAGUUUAUAACAAUCCAGGAAAUUAUUACAACUUCACUGCUGCAGAAAUGCAUGGCAAUGACCUCAACCUGACUGAGUGUGAAGUCUACCAAGUGGAAGAAAGCACUGAACUGGAGAAGCCAUGGAGGACAAUAAUGUGGGAAUCUCAGAAGAGGAAGGAGCUGAUUGAGAGCAUUAAAAGCUACAAACCCCCAGUCAGCUCUGUGACCAAGGCUCGGGUUUUACUCAUUGGACCAGUUGGAGCUGGAAAGUCCAGCUUCUUUAACUCUGUCAACUCUGUAUUCAGAGGACACGUCACCAGUCAGGCCAUAUCUGGCUCCUCCACCACCAGCCUCACCACACAGUUUCGCACCUACUCUGUGAAAGCUGGGCGUGAAGGGAAACCUCUGCCAUUAAUCUUGUGUGAUACCAUGGGACUGGAGGAAAGCAAAGGGGUGGGGCUUGACAUUGAUGACAUGAGCAGCAUCCUCAAAGGUCACCUGCCAGACUGUUAUCAGUUCAACCCUUCAGCUCCUCUGCAUGCUGAGGCUCACGGCUAUCACAGGUCUCCAGGACUCAAGGACAAGAUCCACUGUGUGGCCUAUGUCAUCGAUGCCUGCAAGAUCUCCAUCAUGCCCAAAGGGCUGGAGGAGAAGCUAGACUCUGUCCGCAGAAAGGUCAACUUAAUUGGUAUCCCUCAGCUGGUCCUCCUCACUAAAGUAGAUGAAGCCUGUCCACUGGUGAAAGAGGAUGUGACAAACAUUUAUAAGAGUGGCUACAUUAAGGACGUGAUGCAGGAGGUCAGCUCUCGGCUCGGUGUGCCGCUGUCCUGCGUUGUUCCAGUGAAGAACUACAGCGAGGAGUUGGAGCUGGAUAUGGAUUGUGACAUCCUGUUGCUCAGCGCCGUCAUUCAGAUGCUUCGCUUUGUUGAUAAUUAUUUUGAUGAGGUCAGUGACAGAUUGAACAUCAAUCAGUCACUGGCCUCAGAUCUGGUGAUCAAACUGUCAAACCAGCCUAAAAUCUAAACCAACUAACUGCUGAUUUCAAAAGUCAGACGUAACGGUCCCAGAUGGCCUUUAGUGAACUAGUAUUGUGGUCCCACCAUCAUUUUCCAGCCCUCCACAAUGAUUUCAAACUAUUUUGUACAUAUACACUGUUUGACCUAUUGCCUAUUAUUGAAGGAAGCAAACAAACAAACAAAAAAAAGCCUGACCAUUAAAAUCAGUUUGGCUUGUGCCCAUCAAGCAUUUGUGCUCAGGGGACUGUACCUCAGUGAUCCAGGCAUGCCCAUCAGGGUAAACUGCAAGAACUUGCUCUGCUGAUUUGCAGGUACAGCCUCAGCUAUAUCUUGUGUUUAGUGCUAUUCAGUAUGUGUUUAUAUAAAGGCACGUUUUUGUAGUAGUUUAUUUUUUAAUUUCCGCAGGAGCCAAUUAGCGCUGUUGGCUAUAAGUUGGAACCAGCCUAUAUCAAGUCAGCUGUUAUGGCAGAAGUAAACAGUUUUUGACUUUUGGUUCUGUUUGCUUGCUCGGUUAUUAUUGGAAACAUGUUUUAGUAUUAAGCUGCUUGAAAUUAAAAAACAAAAACAAAAAACUAAUUCUGACAGACAUGAUCAAAUCUUUGUUUUUUGUAAUUUUGCCUCUGUGCACCACCAGAGAGGAUUUUAAAUUCUGGUUAAAGUGCAGACUUUCAGCUUUGAUUUGAGGGGUUUUACAGUGACUGCCUUAAGUCUAGCUCUCACCAGCUGUUGCAGUUUCUUCUUUGAUAUGCUCUGGCAGGCCUUUACUACAGCAACCUCCAGUUGCUGCUUGUUUGUGGGUGUCUCUGCAUUCAGUUUUGUAUUUAACUGAAAAACAUGCUGCAUUGGGUUGUGAUCAGGUGACUGACUUGGCCACUGAGGAAUAUUUCAUUUCUUUGCAUCUUGCUGUAAACUCUGUAUUUCCAUUCAAAGCUUGCUUGUAGACCUUGAUAAUGACAUGCCUACUUCUUUGAGUGUUCUUGAAUUGUUAUUUGUUGUGAAAUUGUUUUUCUUAACCAUGGAAAUAAUUCUAUUUAGUGGAUUUAUUCACUGUAGGAAUGCACCAAAUUGCUGAUUUGGCCACUCCCAAAGUUUUUGCUUGCUAACUGAUCGGUUUGUUUUUUCAGCGAAUGAAGGGCUCCUUCACUUGCAACCAAACCUCUUCGGCACACAUACUAAGAAUUCCAGUGUAAAUAUACCAAAGAACAAGUUCAACAGAGAUCUUUUGUCUGAUUAAUGUCACUGAAUACUGAGGUAACAAGUAUAACCUGGCUGAUUAUUUUUGAGCCUCGAAAAAUGGGGGACUCCGUAUAAAAAUGGCUGUAAUGUAACAGUUGAUGCAGCGCUUUUGUUAAACCUCUUGAAUUCAAGCUGCGCUUCAAUCACCUCAUACAAAGGUGAAGUAAAAAAAAUUGCAUUAUUGUCCAAAAACUUAUGGACCAAAAUGUACAGUCAGCAAUCUGCGCACACACAAAUUAAUAUAACAAAAACAGAAAUAACUGCAGGUGCAAGUACAAAAAUAUAUAUUUGGAAUUAGUCAAAUAAACCAGCUUGCGCUGUUUGGAAUACAGAAGUAGUUACUCACAUUGCUGCUGAACAAUAUGAAAUUUUAUGACUCUACAUUACCCAGUAUAAAAAAUGUUUUGGCAGGUAAAUGCACAUUUGUAUGUCGUAUACAUUUCAGUUGGUUUUUGUGUCAGUUUCAGUAAUAAAAUCUCAGGGAGCACAGAUAAAGAGAAAAAUCUGAAAUUUAUUAAUGCAGCUCAGACAGUUACUGUACAGCAAAUAGUGUUGGAGUCAGACCAGCAGAGGAGCAGUCGCUCCCUGUGUAACUGUGGUGUUACAACCAACUGUAAACUACACAACACACCUGUAAUCCGACUCACUGCCUGCUUGUGCAACAUUAAAAUUAACUGAAUUAAA
This is a messenger RNA of Archocentrus centrarchus (flier cichlid), 3426 nucleotides long. Its product is annotated as interferon-induced protein 44-like. The coding region runs from base 137 to 1513 and encodes 458 amino acids. The record is from RefSeq and is a predicted model, not a curated record. The transcript has 8 exons. Gene Ontology annotation, biological process: immune response. NCBI's taxonomy places the organism in Eukaryota, Metazoa, Chordata, Actinopteri, Cichliformes, Cichlidae.